AUUUUGUAAUGACGUUUUGAGAGAGAGAGAGAGAGAGAGCGAGAGCAGUGAGAGACUGAGGGUUUUGGAUUUCUGUUUGGCUGAUCGGAAAAUCUCUAGCCGCAAAGAAAGUUUUAUUUUUUCUGGGAAUUUUUUUUCUCCGAUUAUAUUUUUUAGGAGAGAGAAAGGGGAGAGAGGGAUGGGGAGCGAGACGAAGAAUGGAGUGGGGGUAGCGGCGGCGCAGUUUCCGCCGACGACGAGGAAGAUUAUACAGAGCCUGAAGGAGAUUGUUAACUGUCCGGAGCCUGAGAUCUACUCGGUUCUUAAAGAGUGCAAUAUGGACCCGAGCGACGCGGUUCAGCGCCUGCUCUCUUUAGAUACUUUUCAUGAAGUCAGGAGCAAACGUGAAAGAAGGAAAGAGAUAAAGGAGACACAGGACACCAAGUCGCGAGUUCACAAUGCAGGUUCAAAUUGUGGUGCUAGAGGUAUUAGCGAGCGUACUGGUGGAUGGUGUGGAUCAACUCAAACUAGUUCCAAUGAGCUUGGUAAAGCAGCAUAUAAGGGACAGAAUGGGUUUGUUGCUCCUUCACCUCAUACUUCAGCUUCUCACUUUACAGGAGGAACCACAAGCCAGCAACCUUCAUCUCAGCAUGAAUCUUUUAGUACUUCCAUAAGGCCAGGUGAUGCAGUCUCUGCAUCUCUACAACCUUCUGCGGGAAAUCAAUCUACUUAUGGAACCAGCUUGGGGAAUCUUUCACUGGCCGACAUUGUUAAGAUGGGUAGAAAACCUAGCAUGGGCUCACAUAUUUCAUCUGAUACAUCUUCACAUCAGGAUGCAUUUUCAACAUAUUCAUGUAAUAGCCACGUGGAAUCUUCCCAAACAAAGAUGCACCAAUAUAUGCAUUCUCAUAAUCCUCGUGUGUCAGAGAUGUUACAUAAAACUGGCGAUAGUGCUGGACAGAAUGAUUUCCAUGAUGAAUGGCAUGUGAUUGAGCAGCCAACAGCUGCAAAUAGGUCAUCAGCUUUAAAUGCAAAUCAAUCUAAGUUUUAUAUCAAUGAAUCCAACGUGCCAAGGGAUUACCAGUCACAUAAGGUCCAAGAAUCAGAGGGGAAUAUUAGUAGCGAAAGUGUUAGCUCAGAUUGCAAUGCUUAUGCUUUUGCUUCCAGUAGACAGAAGAUGGCGGAUGCUUCCGGUGGAAAAUCAUAUUGUGUUGAUGAUUUGUCUUCCAAUUCUAGUUCCUACAAAUCUCAUAGGUCUGCAUAUGAGAAUGGAGAAGGAACCGGUAUUGAUUCAAAUACGUCAUAUCCAAAUCAUUCUGUCUCUAAUGAUGUUGCUGUGGCAUCAGCUACUGUGAGAAUGCAACAACUGAAUCUAAGAAAGGAUGAUGAUCAAGAUAAUUGCGCAGUAGUCCUUCCAAAUAAUUUGCAAGAAUUGGCUGCCGAUUGUUCACAUUUGAGUUUUGGCACCUUUAGACUGGCUCAAAGUUCUGCAUUAUCGAGCAAGCCAUCUAAUUCCUUGAAAAAUGACUUGGGAGGAUCUUCUGCAGGAGUAGAUGUUUUCUCAGCCGCUCGCUUGGAUACAAGAAAUUCAGGGUAUAAUCAAGACGAACUUCGUGGAUCCUUAUAUGAUACUAGAAGAGCAGCCAUAGGUUAUGAUUUGCCUGUACCUUUACAGCGAGAACCAAUAAAACAGGAUAUCCUUGAAGCAACCCGUGGAUAUAAAGACAUUACUACCUCAUCUCUACAUAAUUUUAAUUCUGAGAAGAUUGAAAAAGCAACUUCUGGAUUGCCUUUUGCAAAGGCAGAUCCCGAAUUCAGAAAUGUACCUAAAAAUGAUAUGCUGUAUUCAGAUUCUGUACGAAGUGACCUAUUGGAGUCAUUCCAACAGUUUUUGGUAAAGCGACCUGUGCCUUCAAGAUAUAGCAGUGCAGUUUCUUCUGUAACCAACCCAACAAUUUCCACGUCUGACGCUCUGAGACCAGGCACCGUACCUUUGUCUGAGGCAUGUUCUGUGCUUCCUCAGUGUCAUACAUCCCCUUCAUACGCUCAGCCUACCCUUUCUUACGAACAGUUAGCAAACAGUAUGGUCUAUAAACCUUCCAUGCCUCAGGUUCAGAACUACUCGCCUGUGCCACCAAAUUUGCAGCAAGAGUAUGUAGAUGGUAGUGCAUUCCAUCAGUCAGGGGCUAGCAUGGAAUACAACUUCCCACAGUAUAGUGGAGCCUCAGUAAGCAGAUUGCCUACAUCUGCUGCUGCUGCUGCUGUCACUGGUCAUGUAAGUUUUGGGGCCUCUAAUAACACUCACGGGAGUUUAUUGCAUAAUGCAUCUGCCACUCCUGGCAGCAUACCCGACUAUGGUGAUGUAUUCCUCCCUCAGUAUAAAGAUGGAAACCAUUUAGCCGCUCUUUAUCAGAGUUCAAGAACAUUGCCUUCCGUUCCAGACAGUGCAUUUAAUAACUUACUUGGGCAUAAUCAACAGCAUGCAGGAUAUCGACAAGGGCGGGCUGGACAGCUGCCCACCAAGUUGCAGAAUUAUCGGGGACACCCCGAUUUCUAUUUUUCCCAAAAGGACGUAACACAAGAACAUCAGCGACAACGCCUCAAUGAUUUAGGCUUAGGAGGAUUCCAAGACCUGUCACCUCAGCAGCUGCACCAGAUUUGGCAGCGGACCUACUAAUAGAAAGUUUCCCCUUUCUCAUUCUCUUUUUUCAUUUUUUGCUUUUUGACAUGGGCUUGUAGUGAGUUUGGAGUUGCCAAAAUUAGGGUCACUAUAGUUCAGAAUCUACGGCGGUUCUGUGUGGCUGUCCAAUUGUACAUACUCUAAACGGGGAAGUUAUCGUUUUCUUCCUUAUGUCUCAACGUUGUAUCGUAGGAAACUACGUUGGGGCAUGAUCUCUAAAUUCAAUGGGGUAGUCGGCAAGUUUUGUUUCUACUA
Molecule: messenger RNA, 2914 nt
Organism: Pyrus x bretschneideri (Chinese white pear)
Lineage: Eukaryota; Viridiplantae; Streptophyta; Magnoliopsida; Rosales; Rosaceae
Exons: 10
Coding region: 179-2656 (825 amino acids)
Molecular function (GO): protein binding
Source: RefSeq, a predicted model, not a curated record